Molecule: messenger RNA, 984 nt
Organism: Guyanagaster necrorhizus
Lineage: Eukaryota; Fungi; Basidiomycota; Agaricomycetes; Agaricales; Physalacriaceae
Exons: 7
Coding region: 1-984 (327 amino acids)
Source: RefSeq, a predicted model, not a curated record
AUGUCGUCUUCUCCAGAGUUCGAGCUGGAAUUCCGCAAUACUAUGCUGAAUGUGACCAUGAUGGAGUCGCUGGCGCAUGGAAUUUACACUACGGUAGUCGUGUUUACUCUGUGGAUGAUAGCUGUGAAUGAGAAACACAGGGCGCGAAUCUUUAUGGGCGCUGUGAUUGUUACAAUGUACCUUAUCGCCACCACGCACCUGAUAGUUCGGUGGUGCUAUGUCCGAGGAGCGUUCAUCAGUCAUGGCCAAACGGACGAGACACAAUUUGAUUAUCUGUUCAACGCACCGAAAUGGAUGCUUAUCAGCUCCGUCUCAUUUACUCUCAACACGAUUAUAGCCGACUUUGUCGUAGUUUGGCGCUGCUGGACCGUUUGGGAACAGAAGUGGAUAGUCGCUGUGAUACCCUCGCUGUGCAAUAUCGUCGGGAUAGGCAUGCGGUUGCGCGUUCCUUUUCGCUGGCUUCAGUAUGUAUCAGCAAGCGACGACGCCACCACCAGGGAGCGCGUGGAGCGCAGCUCAGAUCGACUGGCUCUUGCCGUACAUGUGUAUAUCGGUGGCGAUAAACUCACCCAGCUCCAGUCCCAUCGGUCUUACAAGUUCAGCAAGGUCAUCUGUACAUUGAUCGAGUCGGCUGCUAUGUACGCCGUAUCCAUGAUUGUCACGUUGGCAUUCUACAAACAGGGAGGUCUCGACGCCAAUUUUCCUAUAUCUAUUACAUCUACCGUUACUGGAUUGGCUCCCGCACUUAUAGUUGCGCAAGUAGUAUGUGGCAGUACAAGGCCUGCGACGAUGUGGCAAGAACCGCCCAGGUCAAUUCUAGAGUUCAACCGCACUCUUGACCCGACUAGCACGUUCCCCGCCAUGCGUCUUGACAUCCAUGAAGAUUCUGGGGCGUCAACGUCGUCGGAUGAGAGACUUACAGAAAGGGAGUCAGAUCCUGAAAAGGAAUGGGGUAAGGAUCAGGUCGGAGAUGAGGCAGUUUAA